GGACCAUUCAAUUGACUGACCAUGAGAGGCUCUGUGGUUAACCUAUCUCAGCUAAAGAACUCGAUCCUUUUCCUCUGAGCCAAGAGACCAAUGGCAGCUAAGAUAUUAUCCUCACAUCCCCACCCUCUCACUUCUCUCUCUCUUCCUUCCUCCAACAGGGACUUCUUCACCCACCACCAUAAACCAUGGCUCCGACCUGCUUGGAAUCCCACAAGACCCAAGAGGCUACUACUUCGUGUCUCUCUCCAGGACCCACAUGUCUUAUCUUCUUCUUCUUCUGCUCUUGUGGAGCAGCUUCACCACCUCUACCACCAUAACCCAUCCUCGCUCAUAUUACUUGCAGAUACAGCAAGUUAUUCCUUGGCUAGCUACUAUACUUCAUUGGGUCUCUUUGUCAUCUCAGUUCCUGGCCUAUGGUCCCUCAUCAAGCGCUCUGUCAAGUCCAAGAUUGUGCAGAAGACGUUUAUAGGUGAAGGAGAAGGGAAAAAGGCACCUAAUUUUGUCGCAGGAGAAAUCCUAUCUUUCUUCACCCGCAACAAUUUUGUGGUGACUGAUAGAGGAGAGACCAUUACAUUUGAAGGCAUGAUGGUUCCAAGCCGAGGCCAAGCAGCAUUGCUAACUUUCUGCACCUGCAUCAGCAUGGCAAGCGUGGCCCUUGUUCUUACAAUAACUGUUCCUGAUUUUGGCAAUAAUUGGUUCUGGCUUACGAUCCUAAGUCCAUUGGCAGGAGCUUAUUACUGGAAACGAGCAUCAAGAAAGGAGCAAAUCAAGGUUAAAUUGAUGGUUGCAGAAGAUGGGACCCUUUCAGAGAUCGUCGUUCAAGGAGAUGACCAGCAAGUAGAGCAGAUGAGAAAGGAGCUUCAGCUGAGUGAAAAAGGCAUGGUGUAUGUCAAGGGCAUCUUCGAGAGAUGACCGAUAUUUCUUUUACUAGAAAAAAAUAGAUUGUAAACAAAAAACCCACACAGAAUUGGCUCGAGCUGUACCAUUAGAAUUUGACCUGUACCUUUGUGCUCAAACAAUUCAAAGUAUUAGUCACAGAUAAGAGGUCAUGGCAUGAGGUUUCUUAAAAACAAUAAGUGAUAUUUAUUAAAAUUAAAUUUUAUGAGUUGUAGAGAAA
This is a messenger RNA of Quercus robur (English oak), 1117 nucleotides long. Its product is annotated as protein COFACTOR ASSEMBLY OF COMPLEX C SUBUNIT B CCB1, chloroplastic. The transcript has 4 exons. The record is from RefSeq and is a predicted model, not a curated record. Bases 91 to 912 code for a protein of 273 amino acids. NCBI's taxonomy places the organism in Eukaryota, Viridiplantae, Streptophyta, Magnoliopsida, Fagales, Fagaceae.